Molecule: messenger RNA, 2161 nt
Organism: Danio rerio (zebrafish)
Lineage: Eukaryota; Metazoa; Chordata; Actinopteri; Cypriniformes; Danionidae
Gene: slc17a5
Product: solute carrier family 17 member 5
Biological process (GO): D-glucuronate transmembrane transport; transmembrane transport; sialic acid transport
Cellular component (GO): lysosomal membrane; transport vesicle membrane; synaptic vesicle membrane
Molecular function (GO): transmembrane transporter activity; sialic acid:proton symporter activity; D-glucuronate transmembrane transporter activity
Source: RefSeq, marked validated
UUGUUGUUCUUCUGACCGGCGGGGAUGAUGGAGCUUUCAGCAUCAGACUCUGAAUCUGAAGAUCAUGCCCAACCUUUACUUCGCCGGAAAGACACCGAAGACAUCCAGAAAGCACCUGCAUGUGGCUCCUCUCGAUACGGGUUGGCGUUUUUGUCGUGUUAUGGCUUCUUUGUGGCAUAUGCCCUCAGGGUGAACCUUAGUGUGGCGAUGGUGGACAUGCUGAAAAACAGUUCAAAAGCAAACACCAGUUCCUCCAUCUGCCCUCCUCACAACAUCCCUGUACCCAAACACAAUCACACCGCCAUGGUAUACGACUGGAACUCAGAGACUCAGGGCUGGAUCCUGGGCUCUUUUUUCUAUGGAUAUAUAAUUACUCAGAUACCAGGUGGUUACUUGGCGCGCAAGUAUGGUGCCAAGUGGCUUUUGGGUCUUGGCAUCCUCUGCACUGUGAUCUUUACUCUGCUGACUCCGUUAGCUGCUGAUUUGGGAGCAGGAUACCUCAUCGCUGUCAGGGUGCUGGAAGGCAUUGGGGAGGGAGUGACAUAUCCUGCAAUGCAUGCAAUGUGGGCUUCAUGGGCUCCACCUCUGGAGAGAAGUCGACUGCUCACUAUAUCUUACACAGGUGCUCAGCUUGGAACUGUAGUGGCCCUUCCUCUUUCUGGACAGAUCUGUUUUUAUCUAGACUGGACAUAUGUGUUUUAUAUAUUUGGAGCUGUUGGCCUUCUUUGGUUUUUCCUUUGGAUUUGUUUCGUCAGUAACAGUCCCAGCUCACACAAAAGAAUCACAGAGGCUGAAAAGACCUACAUAAUGUCAUCUUUAAAGAAUGAACUGUCCCCCACCCAAGAUUACAUCCCAUGGACAUCAAUCUUCAAGUCUAUGCCUUUAUGGGCAAUAGUUGUGGCACAUUUCUCUUACAACUGGACCUUCUAUACUCUUCUGACUCUUUUACCCACCUACAUGAAUGAUGUUCUCGGCUUCAGCAUUCAGCAGAACGGGAUGCUCUCGGCUCUGCCUUAUCUUGGUUGUUGGCUGCUGGCUUUGCUGGGUGGUCAAUUGGCAGACCUCCUGAGAGAGAGGUUUCUUUUCCGCACCGUCAUUGUGCGCAAGGCUUUCACUGUAGUAGGAAUGGCAGGACCAGCCGUCUUCCUGGUGGCUGCAGGAUACACUGGCUGUAACUACAUCCUGGCUGUGGCCUUCCUCACCAUCUCUUCCUCCCUAGGAGGAAUUUCAGCCUCUGGAUUUAACAUCAACCAUCUGGACAUUGCUCCCUCUUAUGCUGGAAUUUUGCUGGGAAUUACAAACUCAUUUGCCACUAUACCUGGCAUGGUCGGCCCUGUAAUAGCGAGAUCUCUGACCAAAUCUAACACUAUUCCGGAGUGGCAAAUUGUCUUCUACAUUUCUGCAGCAAUUAAUAUUUUUGGAGCCGUUUUCUUCACAAUAUUUGGCAAGGGUACAGUCCAGCCUUGGGCUGUCCAGACAAUACACAUCCAGUGACACUUGACUACGGUUAGCCAAUUCUUAAAGGCCAAAGGGAUGUAUGUACUUUAAAUUCCAUAGAGAUUUAUAGGUAAUUGCAUAUGGUUUACAAACUAAUGAGUAUUGCACAAUCUAUGUUUUAAUGAGUUAAAUUGAGCUAUUUUAUAUUGGUAAUAUCUGUAUUAGUUGUAAAUGUCAGUUGUUUAGACAAUUUUUUUAAUGAAACUGUAAAUGAAGGGAAUAUACAUAAGUGUCUUUAUGGUACAAUUGGCCAUCAUAAGGAGAUAAAGGGUUUGACUACACAACCUCAAACGAGUCCCUGAAUUAACCAUUUAUGUAGGGCACUCAUUAAAAUACUCAGUGGAAAAAUUCUGGAGUGUUACUGGGAGUUGAUACAAGACUUCUGAACUUGCAUAAAUGAUAUUGUACGCAAUGUCAUUGAAGUGGAACCCACACAGCAGGCACUGGACGUCAACAUGACGUUGUACCCCAAUGUCAUGGGGAUGUUGUAUUUUGUUUGGAAUGAAAAUCAGGUUGAUGUCAGAACCCAACAUCAGGCCAACAUCGGUGUUCAACCUAAAAUCAACCAAAUAUCAACAUCUAAUGAAGUCACCACUUUGACAUAUAUCUGACGUUGGAUUUUGGUUGCCAUUCCUGAUGAAUAAAUGUCAGUAUUUGACUUCAA